Molecule: messenger RNA, 971 nt
Organism: Dufourea novaeangliae
Lineage: Eukaryota; Metazoa; Arthropoda; Insecta; Hymenoptera; Halictidae
Product: tetraspanin-33-like
Exons: 5
Coding region: 70-906 (278 amino acids)
Biological process (GO): protein maturation; protein localization to plasma membrane
Cellular component (GO): membrane
Source: RefSeq, a predicted model, not a curated record
GAAAGUGUGAGUGCUUAUAUUAAUUGUACAUACUAACCAAUAUAUCGUAAAACUGUUUUUUACUUUACGAUGACGAACAACCGGAGGCGAAAUCUUAACUUUACUUAUGUUAGUCCAUUCGUGAAGUACAUGAUAUUUCUGCUCAAUUUCGUUUUCUGGUUGUUUGGAGGACUGUUAAUUGGAGUAGGUUUAUAUGCAUUCGUAGACAAAUGGCAAGCAACUGGGUCUGUUAGAGUGGAAAAUGUGUAUGAUGUGGUCUUGAACAUUUCUCUUGUAAUGGUGAUUGCAGGAGGUGUAGUCUUUAUUGUCAGUUUUGCAGGAUGUGUUGGUGCACUACGUGAAAACACGUGUCUUCUUAAGUUUUAUUCACUGUCCUUAUUGGUGUUCUUUCUCCUCGAAAUGGGUAUAGCACUUGUUGGUUUCAUCUUUCCACAUACAUUGCAAGCAUUACUAGAAGAAUCAUUUACCGAUAAAAUUAUACAAACAUAUAGAGAAGACCCUGAUCUGCAGAAUUUUAUUGACUUUGGGCAACAGGAAUUUCGCUGCUGUGGUUUAAGUCAAGAGGGUUACUUGGAUUGGGGAAAGAAUGAAUACUUCAAUUGUUCAAGUCCCAGUGUAGAACGCUGUGGUGUUCCGUUCUCCUGUUGCAUUAAUGCUACAGACAUAUCAAGUGGUCUUGUGAACAUAAUGUGUGGCUACAAAGUACAAAUGUUGCCAGUCUCUGAAGCGGGCAAGAAGGUGUGGACUAGUGGUUGCAUUGAAAUUGUAAGAAGUUGGGCGGAACGAAACCUUUACACAAUAGCUGGUAUUGCUCUGGGCGUAGCCCUCAGUCAGUUACUCGUUAUUUAUCUUGCUAAGACACUAGAAGGUCAAAUUGAAUUACAAAAAUGUGGUUGGCGUUCCUGAGCUUGACCUCAGGCCACCUACCGCUACCACAUUCAUUCCCCUCCGAGUUGGCAGGUGGCCAGUGG